GCCCUGUGUUGGUAGGGAGACUCUGGACUUAAGAGUACCCCAAAGUCCAUCCCUAACCAGGCUGAUGAAGAUUUCCGUGGAGGAGCUCGGGGGCCCGCCCAGAAGGAGGGAGAAUUUCUACCUGCAGAUCGAGCCUGCUGCACGCCGAUGGACGCCCUGGGACCCAGGAGCCGGCAGGGAAGGGACAAGUAGGGAAGCAUCAGCAGGAGGGGUUGUCUUGGGAUCCAGCCAGUGCAGUGUGCUUACCCAGGGGGCAUUGUGCCCAGGCCCCAGGCCAGGAAGAAUUCUUUCUCCAGGCCAAAAACUUACCUGGGGUUCUGGCAGGGCACAGGGGAUAUAUGAGGAGCAACCAUCUGGACGGACUAGUCCUCCUCCUUCCCGGUGGUACGAGCUGGCAGAUAUCUGGGGAUGCAACCAACCACAGAGCUGCUCUUCCCAGGGACCGGUUGGGGAGGCAUUCUCGCCCGCAGAGGGCCGCAGCGGGGACUGAGGCAGCAGCGGUCGCAACAAGGCGGUGGAAACGGGGUGCAGAGUCACACGCUACAGAGGAAAGAAGGAAGACUAGGUCUUCGGUAAGUAUCGGGACUCUGUCACCGGGGAUGUCUCGUCGACGAGCUUGGAAAGGAUCACCUGACCUUUGACCUUUGGCAGUUUGGUGAGCAGCCAACCAGUUGAGGGGCACAGACAAAGAAACUAUGGACAUCGAAGACUACUUCUCCCGAAUCGGCUACAAGGGUCUCCGAGGGAAACCGGACAUGGAGACGUUAACGGCAAUCUUACAGCUCCAGAUCCGAGCCGUCCCCUUUGAGAACCUGAGCAUCCACUGCGGAGAAGCCAUAGAGCUGAACCUCGAGGCCAUUUAUCACAAGAUAGUGAGGAAGAACCGGGGCGGGUGGUGCAUGGAGCUCAACCAGCUUCUGUUUUGGGCUCUGACCACCAUAGGCUAUGAAGUCGCCAUGCUGGCGGCGAAGGUGUACAGUGUCCCAGAAGAGAGGUACUGUGAGAAAGCAUCUCAUCUCCUGCUCCUGGUGACGGUUGAAGGUAAAGCCUACAUAGUAGAUAGCGGGUUUGGAAUUGCCUUUUACCAAAUGUGGCAGCCGAUAGAGCUGGUUUCUGGAAAGGACCAGCCCCAAUCUCCCGGCAUCUUCCGUCUGACGGAAGAUAAUGGGACUUGGCACUUUGGUAAAGUAAACAGGAAAUCAUCCUCCACAAGACAAAUGCUUUCUAUUCUGGGGAAGAGAGAUUACAGAAAAAUCUACUCAUUCACCCUCGAGCCUCACACCAUAGAAGACUUCUGUUAUGUGAACAAAUAUCUUCAGACCGCUCCAGAAUCUGUAUUUACCCAAAAUUCCAUCUGUUGCCUCCGGACCUUGGAGGGGUCGAGCACUUUAAUUGGCUGGACCCUAAUCACGGUGACAUUCGAUUAUAAGGAUGACACAGACCUGAUGACAUCCAUGACUGUGAAAGAUGAAGACAUAGGGAAGAUUCUGAGGGAAAAAUUCAAUAUAGUUUUGGAGAGAAAGUUCGUACCGUGUUCUUCCAAGGCCAUGACAUUUUCAGAUUAGGCGAAAGGUACAUUUAAACUGGGAACCUGGUCAAAAUCUAGUUUCAAUAAAUACCACUGAUUGAUUGAUUGAUAUUCAUAAUCA
Ornithorhynchus anatinus (platypus) is the source of this 1649-nucleotide messenger RNA. RefSeq names its product arylamine N-acetyltransferase, pineal gland isozyme NAT-10-like. The transcript is spliced from 3 exons. The record is from RefSeq and is a predicted model, not a curated record. Gene Ontology annotation, molecular function: acetyltransferase activity. The coding region runs from base 696 to 1565 and encodes 289 amino acids. Lineage: Eukaryota; Metazoa; Chordata; Mammalia; Monotremata; Ornithorhynchidae.